Lodderomyces orthopsilosis Co 90-125 is the source of this 1920-nucleotide messenger RNA. It is a transcript of the gene DBF2, whose product is annotated as serine/threonine-protein kinase. Bases 1 to 1920 code for a protein of 639 amino acids. Gene Ontology annotation, biological process: peptidyl-serine phosphorylation; intracellular signal transduction. Gene Ontology annotation, molecular function: protein serine/threonine kinase activity; ATP binding. NCBI's taxonomy places the organism in Eukaryota, Fungi, Ascomycota, Pichiomycetes, Serinales, Debaryomycetaceae. The record is from RefSeq and is a predicted model, not a curated record. The transcript has a single exon. Gene Ontology annotation, cellular component: spindle pole body.
AUGACCAGCUUCUUCUCCAGGUCACCAAGGCAUCAGCAAACACAUGACAUGGGGGACAUUUCCCAGUCAAUGGAGAAUGUCUCUAUUUCAAGCAAUAUGAUGGAUAUUGAUACCAGUUACAGAUCUCCAACUCAUAACAAGUCCAUCUAUGGAACUUACAAUUCCAGCCCCACCAGAGGCCAGAUUAACAAGGAAAAUAUUACCCCUUUAAACUCGCCAACCAAAUCGAUUUUACACAAUACCCCAGUGGGUGGAACACCAUAUUCCAAAGGUAGAUACUACCAAUCACUGCAACCCUCAACUCCUACACCAGUGCAUCAACACGAUGUUCUUGCUGCUAGCAAUAACAACCAUAACAGAAAACGGACAUUACAAGACAACAUCAAUCAAUUGCAACCACCCCCAAGUCAAAGGUAUAAGCUUCCUCAAGAAGAGUUUCAUAAGCGUGCGAAUGAUCCAAAGACAAAAAGGUUGGCUUCGGUAGCACAAUUAUACUUUUUAGAUUAUUACUGUGAUAUGUUUGAUUAUGUCAUCAGUAGAAGAGAACGAUCGCAAUUGGUUGAGAACAAACUUCUUACUGACCCAAGUAUCAAUCAAGAUCCGCAAAGACAACAAUUGGAAUGGAAAAGCUAUAUUGGUCGGGAAAGAGCUUUGUUGAGAAAAAGGAGACUAAAGCCAAAACAUAAGGACUUCGAAAUGAUCACUCAAGUUGGUCAAGGUGGGUAUGGUCAAGUGUUUUUAGCUCGAAAGAAGGAUACACGUGAGAUAUGUGCAUUGAAGGUGUUGAACAAGAAAUUGCUCGUAAAAUUGGAUGAGACGAGACAUGUUUUAACCGAAAGGGAUAUUUUAACAAACACUAGAAGUGAAUGGUUGGUAAAGCUUUUGUAUGCAUUUCAAGAUCCAGAAAAGGUGUUCUUGGCAAUGGAGUUUGUACCUGGAGGUGACUUUAGAACAUUGUUAAACAAUACUGGAUAUUUGAUACCACCCCAUGCUAGAUUCUACAUAAGCGAAAUGUUUGCGGCUGUCAAUUCACUCCAUGAAUUAGGGUUUACCCAUCGUGACUUGAAGCCUGAAAAUUUUUUGAUUGAUUCAAAAGGUCAUAUCAAAUUGACAGAUUUUGGAUUGGCAGCGGGUACGGUGUCAAAUGAUAGAAUUGAAUCUAUGAGAUUAAGGUUGAAGAAUUUAGAGGACUUGGAAGAGUAUCAAGUGCCAUCAAGGAUGAUGAUGGAAAGACAAAAGAUUUUCAAGCAAAGUCAAGGACAUCACAACUUGGCUAACUCUAUCGUAGGAUCUCCUGACUAUAUGGCUUUGGAGGUUUUGGAGGGAAAGAAUUAUGAUUACACUAUUGAUUAUUGGUCAUUAGGAUGCAUGUUGUUUGAAGCUUUGUGUGGAUAUCCACCAUUUUCUGGUUCCAAACAGGACGAAACAUAUCAAAAUUUGAAAAAUUGGAAGACGGCAUUACGCAGACCACAAACAAAAGACGGCAGAUAUGUAUUUAGUGAUCGAACAUGGGCUUUGAUUACGAAAUUGGUUGCAUCUCCAGCCAAUAGAUUGCGUACUUUUAAACAAGUUCAACAAAUGGCGUAUUUUGCGGAUAUCAAGAGUUGGAGCAACUUGAGGGAGCGUACACCACCAUUUACACCUCAAUUGGACAACGAAGAAGACGCUGGAUAUUUUGACGAUUUCGAAGAUGAGGAAAUGAUGAUGAAAUACAAGGACGUGUUUGCCAGACAAGAGCAAAAUGAGCAAUUGUUGGAGAGAAGCAAUGUGAAAAGAGUUGGACAAAACAACUUUAUUGGAUUUACCUUUAAGCAUAAAUCUAAUCCGAACAACAAGUUUGGUACGGGAGAAAUUAAUCUAUUGAACGUGGGUGCUGGAGAAGCCAACUCAAGAUUGAACCCAUUAGCCACUUUAUACUAA